GUUAAUUAGUUACACCAACUUCAAAUCUUCAAAUCUUCCUAAUCAACUCUUCAAUGUUCCACCUUGCAAAUCAUUCGAAAUUGUGCCCACUAAAUAUAUCGGUCAUUCCAGAUCGCCAAAGAAAAAAGAAUAUAAUACAGUCAAAAUGGCUUCCGCAUUCGAAUCCUCCCUGUCGUCGAGCAUGAACGGCCGUCAAACCCUGUCGGCGUCGGCGCCAUCCAUGGCAGACUCUCUACCCAGUAUCAACUUCGGCUUCGACGAACUGCGCGACCGAAUGGCCAAGUUUACCGCAAAAUUCGACGCCUUCAUCGAGCAAGGGCGAAAGCGCGUCCUGGAAGAGCGCAACCAGUUUCGAAUGAACGUUGCCGAACUACAAGAGGACCAGCGCAUGAAGAAGAAAGACAUGGAGAUUCUACAGCACAAGACGAGCACGCACCAACAGAUGAUCUCGAAGGAGUCGGCGGAGACGCGAGAGAUGCAGGCGCUGAUUGCGUCGCUGAGCGCGCAGCGGGACAAGAACAAGGCGGCGCGAGAUGCGCUGCAGCAGCAGAUCGAGGAGACGCAGCGAGAGAUCGACAAGCGACUGGCAGCCCAGCAGGCACACGCGCAGUAUGUGGACGCGCAGGCGCGCUUCAACGUGCCCGAGCUCGACUUCUGGAUGCAGAACCUGUGCCUCAAGAUCGAGGGCGCCGGCCAGUCGGACCGCCUCAAGUUCGUCUUCACCCACCUCGACGAGAAGAACUGGGACCGCGAGGCCUGGUUCGAGCUCUGCAUGUCCUCCCGCGACUACGACGUCCGCCACUGCAGGCCCAAGAUCGAGCGCGAGAAGGUCGACCGCGUGCUCGAGAGGGUCAACGAGACGAGGGAUCUGGCGAUACUGCUGAAGGGUAUGAGAGAGCUUUUCGUGGAGAGUAUGAAGGCAUAAAGAAGAAAAGGGGGGUUUCUAUCACAAUGGCUUUUGUUACGUGUUUACGUGUAUGAGAUCAUGCCGGUCGCAGGCGUUUCGGAGUUUGAUACGACUAACCUAGGAACUACCGCCUACAUAAUAGUAGGAUAUAGUUGUUCUGGGUAUGAUUGAGCUACUUGGUCACUUAUCAAGUUGAAGCAUGGAAGGUUAGGGGUUAGGCCACCAAUGAUGUUGGAUUCUGUUUCUGAAAUACGUAGCUCUGGAUACCUACAGUACUAGGCAUCCAGCUCAGUCGCUUCUGAAUGAGUAUAAAUGUAUCAUCAAUUAAUGCUACA
Messenger RNA from Hypoxylon fragiforme, 1242 nucleotides. Its product is annotated as chromosome segregation protein Spc25-domain-containing protein. Bases 146 to 925 code for a protein of 259 amino acids. The record is from RefSeq and is a predicted model, not a curated record. Gene Ontology annotation, biological process: chromosome segregation. The transcript is spliced from 2 exons. Gene Ontology annotation, cellular component: Ndc80 complex. Lineage: Eukaryota; Fungi; Ascomycota; Sordariomycetes; Xylariales; Hypoxylaceae.